UUUCAUUCAAUCAUAGCUAUUUUUUUAAUUGCGUUUUCUGUGUUGUGUGUGAAUCUAUAUUAAACAAAAAAUAUUAAUUAGUAUGAGUAAAAGUGCAAAAAUCUGUGUGAUUGUCAUAUGUAUAUAAACUAUGUACAUACGGCGAACCUUUAAAACGGAAUAAUGAUCUCGCGUUGAAAGAAAAAUUGAGUCAUUCUAAGUGAAUGCUGACCAUGAGAUAUUUUGAUUUCCUAUUCACUCAUAAUAGAAACAAUAACAAGAAUCUUUAAUACAAUGUUUAAAUAAACAAACGAAAGCACAAAUUAAUUAACAAAAGCAAUAGAAUUAGCAACAAUCGCAAUAUAGUUAUAGUGUUUUAACAGCUGUUUAAAACUUGAAAACAAUGGAUUCUGAAUUUUCCGAGGACGAUGUUCAACCUCUUAUUCAAUAUGAGAAUAAUAGAGAUUUAUAUUUGGAACUCACUGCACAGAAAAUCAAUACUGAUCCUGAAUUUGUACAGGUGGUAUACGGUUACCGCAAAAGCAGAUGGCGGACGGUCCUCACAUAUACACUAUCGUGCAUAUUCAUCGGGCUACCUUUCUUGGUCUUCCACUGGCUUCCCACGUGGCUGCUGUAUGCUACCUGCGUCAGAUGCUCCUUCCAGAUAGCUGAUAGAGUCCUAGUUGUUGAAACAUAUCAAAAGAAGUGCAAAAGUUACUACAUACAUUUAAUAUUACACAAAGAUAUUGCUGAUACGAGUGGUCUUCUCAACGAAGGCUUUGACGACGAUGGCACCAAAGAGAAGGGCCCCAUUGAGAGUGCGGAUGCUAUACAUACGCCCAUACAUUUGGAUGACGGAUCCACACUAAACGUACAAAACUACAGAUACUUCCGUCACAAGAAGCAGUCGCUAAUAUGGGACGGUGCGCGGGCGCAGUGGUCGCGACUGGCCGGCAUCGAGGCCGGAGCCACCUGUGCCCAACUACAGGCCAUGGGCGCUACCCCGCCGUCCAGCGAGCGACGGGUCAGGAUGUUAAACAUCUACGGCCUAAACGAGAUAAAAGUGCCGGUCCAAUCAGUGAUGACGCUAAUAAUUCUGGAAGUCUUCAACCCUUUCUACGUGUUCCAACUGUUCACGAUAGCAGUUUGGCUAGCCGAACCGUAUUACUAUUAUUGCAUAGCCGUGGUUCUGAUGUCGACUUUCGGUGUGGCCACUUCUGUUAUACAGACUAAGAAGAACCAAACAAAUCUCCGCGCGACAGUAGAAGCCCACGACACAGUAGAGCUAUGGGACGGCAGACGGGUGGACAGCCGCUGUGUGUCCCCCGGGGACAUCAUAGUCCUGCCCCCUAGGGGGUGUGUGCUGCACUUCGAUGCUGCACUGCUGUCGGGGGCUGCAGUGUUGAAUGAGAGUAUGCUUACUGGUGAAUCAGUACCGGUAACCAAAACAGCGUUGCUCCGAGUGGAUCGUCCGUUUGACCUGAAGGAACAUGCUUCCUCGGUACUGUUCUGCGGCACUCGCGUUAUACAGACACGAUACUACAAUAAUGAACCGGUCAAGGCUCUAGUGCUCCGCACUGGGUACAGCACGAGCAAGGGGCAGCUAGUUCGCAGCAUCCUAUACCCGGUGCCAGCCGACUUCAAGUUCGACCGUGACUCCUACAAGUUUAUCAUCAUAUUGGCUUGCAUCGCUGUGCUGGGGCUGGCUUAUACUGUCGCUCUUAAGGCCUACCGCUCACUGCGACCAGGCGACAUAGCAAUAAAAGCUCUAGACAUUAUCACGAUAGUAAUACCGCCGGCGCUGCCGGCCGCCAUGACAGUGGGUCGGCUGUACGCCGUCGCCCGGCUCAAGCGAGGCCGCAUCGCCUGUCUCAACACUAGAGCUGUUAAUGUUAGCGGCUCCAUAGACUGUGUGUGCUUUGAUAAGACGGGAACUCUAACAGAAGACGGUCUAGACAUGUGGGGUAUAGUCGCAGUAAGUGGAGCCACGAGCCCCCCUCGGCUCGGCAGACCCCAGCGAGACCCCCGACAGCUCAACGAGUUGCACCCCCUUAAGAUGGGGAUGGCGACCUGCCAUAGUUUGACGUUGUUGGACGGCGAGCUGGCUGGAGAUCCAUUGGAUUUGAAGAUGUUCGAGUCAACAGGCUGGUUGUUAGAAGAGCCAGAUAUUCCAGAAGCUUCUAACUACGAGAUACUGACUCCUACCAUCGUCAAGCCGAGGAAAACUGCUAAUAUUGACGUCGAUGAUAUACAUCUACCUCUAGAAGUGGGUAUAGUACAACAGCAUCAGUUUGUGUCAUCUUUACAACGCUCGUCCGUAGUGACAAGAGUUUUGGGAGAAGAUGUCUUGAGGGUGUACACUAAAGGAGCUCCUGAGAUGCUGAGGAAGUUGUGUUUACCUGAAACUGUGCCGGAUAACUUGUACGAGGUGCUGAACUCGUACGCGGAGAAGGGUUACCGAGUGAUCGCGGUGGCCACCCGCGUCAUGGAGACUACCUUCAAGCAGCUGCAGAAGAUGACCAGGGAAGAGGUGGAACGCGACCUAGAGUUCCUGGGCCUGGUCAUCAUGGAGAACCGGCUGAAGGCAGCCACCACCGGCAUCAUACGAGAACUCAAAGAGGCCAACAUUCACGUCGUUAUGAUUACCGGUGACAAUGUCCUAACAGCUGUCAGCGUGGCGAAGGAAUGUGGUAUCCUGAUGGGAGAGGAACGUGUGGUCACCCUAAUGGCUGACACGAGCGGGACUGUCCCCGUUAUAUAUUGCGAGAGCACGUUGCAUGGGGCAUCAGUGGGCCGCCGCUUCCCUCUAGACCGGGAAUGGCGCAGCGUAGACAGCGGCCGAGGUUCGUGGCGCUCGGCGUCCGCCUCCGCCGACCGCUCCGGACACUCCGCCUUAACCGGACAGGCUCCGGACGGGUACUAUGAUGCCGAGACUGGGGGGAACGAGCCGAGGUACAAGAUUGUUAUGACUGGUGAUACUUGGAAGGUACUUCGCGAGCACUAUCCAAACGUAUUAUCCCGCGUGGUAGCCCGCGGCGCCGUGUUCGCGCGCAUGACGUCCGACCAGAAACAACAGCUCAUUGUCGAGUACCAGGCCUUAGGUUACUAUGUUGGCAUGUGCGGCGACGGCGCGAACGAUUGCGGAGCCCUACGCGCCGCUCACACCGGCAUCUCCCUCUCGGAACUCGAGUCCAGCGUCGCAGCACCCUUUACAUCAGCCCACCCGGACAUCGUCUGCGUCUCCCGGGUGCUCCGCGAAGGUCGAGCAGCCCUCUCCACGUCUUUCGGAGUCUUCAAAUUCAUGGUAGCCUACUCCCUAUCAGAAUUCUUCUCUGUAGCUUUCCUAUACUAUUUCGAUUCAAAUCUCACUGACUUCCAAUUUCUAUUCAUAGAUGUCGUCCUUAUAGUCAAUUUUGCCUUCUUUUUUGGUAUGACUGAAGCUUAUACGGGUAAACUUUGUAAGACUCCACAUUUGACGUCUUUGCUAGGUCUGAUACCUCUCUUUUCGUUGUUGGGACAAAUGUUCUUGAUUGGGCUAGGACAGUAUUUGAGUUAUUAUGCCUUAUCCUUGUUCCCGUGGUAUGAAAGGCAUACGUAUGAAGGUGACGAAGCGAACGAAUGCUGGGAGAAUUAUGCAGUGUUCUGUAUUUCUAUGUUCCAAUAUAUUAUUUUGGCUCUAGUUUUCAGUCACGGGUCUCCAUAUAGAAAGUCGGUAUUAACAAAUAAACAGCUAAUGAUAAGUAUAUUAAUAAUGACAUGUAUUUGUGUGUACAUAACUGUCUGGCCGGCGGAUUGGAUCGCUCGUUUCCUACAACUUCGAAUGCCGAAAGAUACGUUACUAUCCUACAUAAUACUGGCUUUAGCUUCAUUCCAGCUGCUCAUAGCUCUAUUUUUCGAAAGAAUAAUUAUAGAAUACUUGAUGGAAGGCAAAGAGAUGAUACCUAAGUUCCUAAAAGAGAAGAGAGUGAGAAAGACUCCAUAUUUGAUGAUCAAACGUCAAUUAACAGAUAUGGAUUAUCUGGACUGCGACAGUAUUGUAAAAUAUGAUAAAGAAACGAGCGAUUCCGCAUUCGAUUCUUCUGGUAAAGGUAGCUGAAAUAUGCCUUUCUUUAGUUAUUUAAAGGACUCGAUAUUUAUGGUAGUCAAAUGUGAUGUUUUCUUACCAAAUUGAUCUUAGGAACAACGCCUUAAUUCUGAGCGUUGGGAAACUACACUACAUUUGAGCAGGCACUUACUUUUUACUACUGACUUUUUAUAUAAAAAAAUAAAAUACUGGUAAAAAUGAAUAGUAUCAUUCUCAAUUUCUUCACUAUUUUAAUCUGUAGUUUAUUUGUUUCAUAUGUAUUUGAGUGAAAUGUUAUAUCAAGAUACCUUUAUCUUUUGUUAUCUUUACCUUUACCUUUUGUUACCAAGUUACCUUUUGUUAAAUACCUACUCGAAUGAAGUAUAGUAAAAUUUAGAAUUUUUAGUUCAAAAAGUUUUACAAAGUGUAAUUUGUAUAUAGGCAUAGAAUCAUCUCAGCUUGUAGUUGAAUUGGUGUUUAGAAAAUAUUAUAAUACAUAUCGAUAUUAUGAACUUUCAAUGCAAUCAGAAUGAUAGAUCAAUUAUUAUAAUAUUUUAGUUUUGUAAGCGAAUUGAAAUGUGAAAGCCGAUCCCAAAGGGUAUUUUUAUAAUUAUGAUUCUUAUGAUAUUAUAAAGAACAUAUCAUGUUUCUGGCACGCCAUUUUUUAUCGAUAUAUCGAUACUUUUUAGUGAUGUUCCUCUCUGUUAAACAAUGUUUAAUUGCUACUAUAAGCAUUUUUUUUGUCUUUUAUUAAACUUAAUCGUAAGUUGAAAUAUGAAAUUAAACAAAAAGAUAUUAAGCACGAUAUUUUAAAAGAUAUUAAUUUUGAGAUAUAAUCAAAUCACCAAAGUGCCUUUUUGUGGUUUCAAAACAAUGUUGAACAUUAACAGCCUUACUACAAAACGUUAAACAUCGGUUGAAAACUUGUCUAAAAAAGUUAGGCUGCAAAAUGGAUCUUAUUUCAACGUCAUAAGCUGUCAUUUUUUUAGACAAGUAUUCAACAGAUGUUUAAGUUUUUGUAGUAAGUCUGUAAGUAUGUAUAUUAUGAAUUAAGUUAAAAAUAUAUUUUUAAGUAUGUAUUUCGUAAAAAAUGCAGCGUAUCUCAAAUCUAUGGUGCUGUGAAUGUUGUGUUCACAAAAUGCAUUUCUUAAUGCACACACAAAUGCAAUUAUAUGCAUUUUUCUUUUUUACUAUUUACAGUAUUUCUUUACCUUGCCAAGCUUUUCUUGAAAAGCGAAAUAUUUUAUUUCUUUGUACUUCUUUUUACAUUUUUCAUGUAAGUGUCAAUUAUUUGUAUGUAUAUUUUGUAAUUAUGGUACCGUAGGUAUGUUUUGUGCAGUUAACAGCUGUCAGUUUUUCAAGGAAAAAUACCGUGGUUUAUAUUAAAAAACGUUCGGUAUAUACACAAAUUACUUUUUGAUUUUCUUAUGUAAAUUGUUCUCUCAUUUAUAUAUUUUUCUUAAUGAUUUUGUGUCUUCACGAUGUUAUUUCUUAAGUAGUGUAAUUUAAUUUAUAAGCACAAUGUGAUAACAAAAUAGUAUGUGCCUUACUAAUGUAAGUAAAACAUUCCGAUUAUAUGGUAUAAUCAUCGGCACGAAUCUUGAGCGCUGACCUUCACCUGCGCAGAAGUAAUUUAUUGGGUCCCUUUUGUGGUAUGAAGUGAGGCGCGGGGGCGGGCUAAGCGGUGAUUGGCCCGCAGUGCAUCGCGUCAUAGCCGUCACUCGGGAUUGGUUCUUUGCUAAUAAAUCACUUCUGCGCAGGUAAAGGUCAGCGCUCAAGAUUCGUGCCGAUGAUUCUACUUUAAGUAGGUACCAAAAUCUUAGGUGAUUAGAUAAAAAUGAAUGCAAGUGAGCUUAAGUUACCAAUAAUUGUUGAUUUUCAAUUGAAUAUGUCAAGUUUAUAUUUACAAAAGAAAUAUAUGAUGUUAUGAGAUGUGUGAGUUCACCGUAAGUUCGUGCACAUUUUGUAAAUAAAAUGAAAUAUUUAACUUGUACUAAAAUUAUGUGCGUGGCAUUUUAUAUAAGUGAUGAAAUUCUGUUAUUUGUACAUCUUGUUACAGAAACUUAAAUUUUAAUAGGUACAUUUGGUAUUGUUAUUCAUAAUUGUAAUUGAAUAAUUGUGAAUAUAAUGUGAAUAAGUAUAGAUAUCAAAUAUAUGAAUCAAAAUGAGAUAUUCGCAGUAAGUGUUAGAUUAUAUGUACCGUCGAAUGUACGCGAGAAUGUUUUCAAUAAAUCAUUUCUAUUUA
Helicoverpa armigera (cotton bollworm) is the source of this 6287-nucleotide messenger RNA. It is a transcript of the gene anne, whose product is annotated as polyamine-transporting ATPase 13A3. Gene Ontology annotation, cellular component: membrane. Lineage: Eukaryota; Metazoa; Arthropoda; Insecta; Lepidoptera; Noctuidae. Gene Ontology annotation, biological process: intracellular calcium ion homeostasis; polyamine transmembrane transport. Bases 383 to 4075 code for a protein of 1230 amino acids. The record is from RefSeq and is a predicted model, not a curated record. The transcript is spliced from 19 exons. Gene Ontology annotation, molecular function: ATP binding; polyamine transmembrane transporter activity; ATPase-coupled monoatomic cation transmembrane transporter activity.